GGCACCAACGGGCGGCACGGUGGUCGGCGAAUUCACAUCAAAAUGGCCGCAUUUUAGUCUACCAGGUCUACAGACUUGAUUUUCUUUGCUGUUUGCCAAUAGCCGUGAAUAGGGCCUGACAGUGUUCGAAGAAGUAUUAUCGCCCGUUUCGCCGGAAAUUUCUACGUCGAGGUAGCUGAAAUUUUUCGCGAAAUAGGACAAACUUAGAUUCUUCAGGGUGGAUUUCGAUACGAUGUUACGGCAUCAACAUCACACGAUGAUGCAAAACCAAUAUGCAGAACCUAACAGAGUAGGAGGACCGAUGCGGCCCAUGCAACCGCCAAACUUAGCUCUACCCCAUCAACCGCCCCCACAAAUGCAAACGCAUCGAAAUCUACAUGGCCCCCAUCACCAACAUAUACUGUCUAUGCCCCCCCAUCCACAGCAGCACGUGCACCAAAUGCAACAUGCCGGGAAACCCCAUCGGAACCCGCGUCCGCCGUUGUUGAUGGGUGGAAAUUCACAAAAUGGCACCAUGGUCAACGUUGGAAUGAAAGAGCAGAACGUGGCGACUCUUCGCAAUCAAAAUAUUCAGCAGACACAGUACGAUACCCAACAAAACAUUCAAGAACAACAACAACAGCAACAACAAAACAGUGAAAAAAACAAAUCACCGACUAACGAAGACAAAGAAGAGUCGACGGACCAGAAUCCUGAGGUUGCGGAGGAAAAAGGAAAGCAGGAUCAUGAAAACGUGACCAAUUCAAACUUGGCAAACACGAAAGAAAAAACACCGAUGUGUUUGGUGAACGAGUUGGCGAGAUUUAACAAGAUCCCACAUCAGUACAGACUCACCAACGAACAAGGGCCGGCCCACAAGAAAGAAUUCACCGUACUGUUAAGACUGGGAGAAGAAGAAUACGUUGCUCAAGGACCUAGCAUCAAAAAGGCUCAACACAGCGCCGCUGCGGAAGCCUUAGAGAAAUCGUGGUAUAAGACCCCACCACCUAAAUCCGCAAGAACUAUGAGAAUCGGUCAUCCUGGAAAGUGGCCUGCCGGGCGUUUACCACCGACCGUUGAACUGAACACUCUGGCAAUGAAAAGAGGAGAGCCUACGGUAUACACAUUUAGACACGCUCCGCCAGCAGCGCCGCAGCCUUUUGUCACUCACGGCUUUAAUAACUUUCCACGAAUUUACAAUGCUCGCUAUCCGACGUACAAUCGCGGGUUUCAUACCGAGCCCCAAGGACUGUAUCUCGUCACCUUGAAGGUCGGAGAACGCGAAUUUACCGGCAAAGGCAUGACCGGUCAAACGGCUCGCCACGAUGCAGCCAGUCGUGCCCUGGAACAAUUGCGACAAUUGCCGUUGCCGGAAGAAGCAUCGAACACUUGCGCGGUUAGCGAGAACGGAACGGUCAGUGGAAUCGACGACCCCAACGCCGAGCUGAAGAGCCCGGUGUCGCUUGUUCACGAGACGGCACUGAAACGCGGACUGCCCGUUAACUUCGAGGUCAUCUACGAGACCGGAAAGCCUCACAUUCGCACCUUCAUGACCCGCUGUACCGUGGGAGAAAAGGUCACCGUUGGCGAGGGCUCCUCUAAGAAGGUAUCCAAAAAACGCGCUGCCGAAUUAAUGCUAGAAGAACUAAAACGACUGCCCCCUCUGCCCGUGAACGUCCAAAAUCGAUCUCUGCAAAGAUUGAAGCGCAAGCCGCCGGCAACCAAGAAGAAGCCCCGCAACCUGAUCAAGGUUCUGGAGGAAUCGCGUCCCGGGUCCGAAACCACCGAGGACGUCAAUCCUAUUUCUCGAUUAGUCCAGAUCCAACAGGGGAAGCGCGAACGAGACCCGGUAUACAAUUUAAUCGAAGAAAAGGGUGCCCCCAGACGCCGAGAGUUCGUAAUGGGGGUCACUCUGGGGAAGAAUUUUGCUCAAGGAUCGGGACCCAACAAAAAACUGGCCAAGAGGGCCGCCGCCGAGGCUCUCUUGGUCAAACUGGGGUACAACAAGCCGCAACCAUUGCCCACGAAAUCUUCCAUCAAAACGGGAGACAGCGAGAACUCUACCACCGAGGGCAAGCCUAGGAAGGUUACAUUUCUGGAAGACGAACGGCAGACCGAAAAGAAACAGCCUAACAUUGUUGGAGGUACAACCGGUCGACAAAUAGCUCCUGGACUGUUACUGGUAGACGGUGGACAAGAAUCGAAGCUCAUCGGUGGAGGGCCGAGUGUGCAGGUAGUCGCUGAGAAAUUGCGCGGCCAGCAACAGCAACGCGCGUCACUGGGCUUGCCGCCAAAGGACCGACUCACGUAUCUGGCUCAACUGCUAGGAUUCCACGUCAUGUUCACGGACUUCCCAAAGGCUCUCUACAAGGGAUACCUGUCGCUCGUGUCGCUGAGCACCGAUCCACCCCAGGUGUGCCACGGGCACGGACCGACCAAAAGUGCCAGUCGCGAUCAGGCUGCUCUCACGGCCUUACGAACCCUCAGCAAGCUGGGUCUCGACAACGUUUCCCCAACCCAACCCAAAAAAGAUAAAGGUGCGUCCGGGGACGGAAUGCACGUCGGUAACCAAGUUAAGACCAACAUGCUGAACGGCGCCGUCGACAAGUAACACCCCGGAUCUUGACAAGUUGCAUUCUACUGGCUGCUCGUCGGCCGAAUACCAACCGUGGGAAGGCACGUCGACUUCGGAACCUGUACAAAACUGUCUUCUUCGUAGAGACAUGAAGGACCAAUAUCGGAGUUUUUCAUUUUCGCACGUUUAAACGUUAGUCCGAUGAUUCAGGAACGAACGGUUGGUGCUCGACCGGCGAACGCGGCGACUUGGGAAGGGAAAAAAAAAGUCUUCGAGGGCCAAAUACGGCUUAAAAUUCCCGAAGAGACGGGCACCUUGGGCGUCGGAGGUGUCUCUUUGAAUGUUCGUAAUAUGGGAAAAAUCCGAGAUGAAAUGCGGCCAUCUUAUAAUUCGUCAUUGACACGAAUGCAAACUAUAUCUAAUUACCUAACGCUGUCGCAACGAUGGAUCGAGAGACGAUUGUACGAUAAUUUCGUCGGCACGGACUAAAGAGGCUUUACGCGGAAUCAUUUGUUUCGGCGAGACUGAUUCUCGCUCAUCUUUGACCUUGAUCUUUCUUUUUUACACGUAUAUAUAUAGGGAAACGGAUUUUAAUAGGGAACUCGAAUUUUGAGUUGCGACUCGACGCGAAGAGUAGCUAAAAAUCAGGUGUACAGAAAAUUUAAAAGACUCGAAGCGGCGAAGGGAGGAGGAUAGGUAAUUUGAUGUACGUUAUAUUUCUGUCGUCCCCAAUUUGCUUUUCCACGGGGCCUGGAAGCAUUCUGGGGUGUAUUCGCGUUAAUGUCUUGUCACGCGUUAACGGACGAAUGGGUAUUGAAAUUUUCAAUAGCUUAACCUACCACCGAAACGUUCCUGCGUGGUGUUGGAAAUUUCAAUCGAGUCGAGCGAGUCUACACCCUCGACAGUUUGUCUCGCUGUGUCGCGAAAGUCGCCAAGUCGAAGCGAAGCUUUCUCCGGAAACGCGAAGAUAACGGAAAAUCGAUGCAAGAAAAGAGAGGGAAAAAAAAAAGUGGCAUAUGAUAAUGGAUCUAAGUAAUUUUGGAGCUCGGCACAAGUUCUGGCCCGACGGGACGCGUUUACACACGUUACAUUUUGGUUACUUCGUCCCGUAAAAGGUUUUUCCAUUUUUACAUCUCAGGGUUUCGUGCCGACGCUCCUCAAUAAUCCUACCUUAUAUUCAUUAUUCGUAUUAUAUAGUCUGAAGAAUAUUGAUUAAAAAUUAAAAUACCACGUUCACUUUCUCCCCCGCCCCCCGCCCCACCCGUUUUUUUUUUUUCGUUUUUUAAACUACGGUUUUCUUAUUUUCCAUCGAAGCAUGACGAAGCUUAGUUCGGGUGUUUCAACGUUCAUUUGCAUUCUUUAUUUUUCGUCGGUCUCUACGACUCGUCAGCCUUAUCAGUUCGUUAACAGUUCACUCGGGAACGUGAGUCGAUGAAUGUUCCUUUUUUCCCAGAUAUCGCUUCAUAGCUCUUAGGAGGGCUGUCACUCGGACAACGUUCGUUACUGUAACUUUUAGCGAUAGGAUACAAUACCGACAAAUAGUUGCGCGUCCCGGGGGCGAGGAGAAAAAGCUUUACAGAAUUUUGGAGGUGAAUCUCGUGCGUUUAAUUUUCAUUAAUUUCGCCGCUCUCUCGUUACGAAGGCCAAUAACGCUAUUGGGAUUUUCUCGUUGCUGGGAAUUUCGAGAACGUCGCGGCGAAAAAAAAAA
Molecule: messenger RNA, 4262 nt
Organism: Orussus abietinus
Lineage: Eukaryota; Metazoa; Arthropoda; Insecta; Hymenoptera; Orussidae
Gene: stau
Product: double-stranded RNA-binding protein Staufen homolog 2
Exons: 10
Coding region: 233-2590 (785 amino acids)
Source: RefSeq, a predicted model, not a curated record